Molecule: messenger RNA, 618 nt
Organism: Rotaria sp. Silwood1
Lineage: Eukaryota; Metazoa; Rotifera; Eurotatoria; Philodinida; Philodinidae
Source: the annotation of a GenBank genome assembly
AUGAACCAUCCAUAUCUACAGGCUAGUAGUCGAAAGUUUAUCAAUUAUUUUAAACAUUUCGACCAUAGUGACAAGGAUCAUAUCUCAGCACAUAUUGCAGAUAUAAACAAUCUUUGUUUUUUUUUAGAAAUACCCGAAAUAGGUUCAUGUACUGAUAUAACAUGUGAUAAUACAAUCAAAGAAUUGUAUGAAUGUCAUUGUUGUUUACUUGUUUGUUUGAAUCAUUUAACUGAACAUGUUGAAAUAACAAAACAAAAUAAACGACGAUUAGAUAGUGUUCAUAGUCAAUUAAAUAUAGUUAUAACGACGCUUACACUAAUUGUUGAGAAAAAACUGUUGACAAUUGGACGCGAACAAAAUUUGAUUGAACAAACAAAAAGAUUUCUUGAUGCACUAAAUAGUUCAAUUGAUGAAAUACAAAAUAUUUUUGAACAACUUAAUCAAGCCAUUAUGUCAGAUCGUUCAGAAAUGAUGGUGAAAAUCGAGCCACCAUCAUCAUCAGAAAUUAAAGAUUGUUCUUGUGCUUGCAAAUAUCAAUCACCAUUGAGAAAUACUCGUUCGAAAUCAAAAUCUCUUAUUUGUUUGGAUGCAGCAAUAGAUACAGGUAUCCAACUAUGA